This is a messenger RNA of Aspergillus saccharolyticus JOP 1030-1, 1509 nucleotides long. RefSeq names its product FYV10 family protein. Gene Ontology annotation, molecular function: protein binding; ubiquitin protein ligase activity. The transcript has 4 exons. Gene Ontology annotation, biological process: proteasome-mediated ubiquitin-dependent protein catabolic process. Bases 227 to 1447 code for a protein of 406 amino acids. The record is from RefSeq and is a predicted model, not a curated record. Gene Ontology annotation, cellular component: GID complex; cytoplasm; nucleus. NCBI's taxonomy places the organism in Eukaryota, Fungi, Ascomycota, Eurotiomycetes, Eurotiales, Aspergillaceae.
GUUUUCAGCCGAUGCCUUGGUGGUUGCGCGGAGGCAUCGUGGCUGGGGGCGGUGUCUCCCUCCUCUCCGGUCAUCCCCUCAUACCACUUUCCAGAAGUCCCUCUAUCACAUUCACCCCUCACCACUCUUGUUUCCAACCUCCCUUCGAGAAAUCCAGGUUAUAUCAAUCUCGUCAAAGUGAUACAGCCUUCCACCGCCAUCAGUGCGACAUCUGAGCAAGAAGAAAAUGGCGGCGGAGCUUACAUCGACCCGCUUGAAUGCGGAGAAUCACUUGCUCUUGGACCAAUCCCUCCUUCGUGUGCCCCAUGAACUUGCACGACGAAAUUUCAAGUCUGUUCAACGGCUCGUUGAACGAGAGAGGGAACAUGUUCUUCCCGCACUCAGAGACAUGGCCGAUAUCUCUAUGUCAAAAUCUCAAACACCCGAUCAAACCAUCGCUGCCCUCGACGCCAUGAUCUCCCGGAUGCAAGGUCUGAAGCGCAAAAUGGAGAACCUGCAUCAAGAAGAGAAAGGCAUCCAUGAACAGUCCAGGAAGCGUAUUCAGCACCUUGAAAGUCUUUCUCACAUUUCGAGCUUGGAGGAUGUCAAGUAUGAUCAGUGGUCGCGAGUCAGGUUGAAUAGGCUAAUAGUCGAUCAUAUGCUGCGCUCCGGAUAUUUAGAAAGUGCCCGGCAGCUAGCUCGUGAGAAAGGAAUUGAGGGUCUAGUGGAUCUCAGCGUGUUCGUGCAGUGUCAACGUAUCGCCGAUGGCCUACGCCAAGGUGAGACAAAGGAUGCUCUCCAGUGGUGCGGUGAGAACAAGGCGGCAUUGAAAAAAAGCCAGUAUAAUCUCGAAUUCGAACUCCGAUUGCAGCAAUACAUCGAAUUGAUUAGGAGCGGAGACAAGACAAGAUUUAUUGACGCUAUGAUGCAUGCUAAAAAAUACCUUGCUCCAUUUAAAGAGACACAAUCCGCUGAGAUUCACCGCGCCGCAGGGCUACUUGCUUUCCCACGAGAUACCGAAACUGAACCUUAUAAGUCUAUGUACUCUCAUGAGAGAUGGAAUAGUCUCUCUGUUCUGUUCGUUCGCACACAUCAUGAGCUUUUGUCACUAUCGUCCCGCCCUUUGCUUCAUAUUGCCCUUUCAGCAGGGUUAUCGGCCUUGAAGACGCCCUCGUGUCACUCGGCUUAUACCCCUUCUAGCUCCAAUUCUUUUUCUACCAUAACAUCUGUCUGUCCCAUUUGCUCCACCGAGCUCAACGAACUUGCUCGUAAUAUGCCUUAUGCUCAUCAUACGAAAAGCUAUGUCGAAAAUGACCCGAUCGUUCUGCCCAAUGGCAGAGUUUAUGGUCAGCAGCGGUUACUAGAGAUGAGCAAGAAGAUCGGUUGUGUUGACUCCGGAAAGGUGAAGGAUCCUACCACUGGCGAGGUCUUUGAUGAAGCUGAAAUGAAGAAAGUCUACAUUAUGUAAGAUUCCAGCCUAUAGGUGGAGGCAAUGGAUGAAUGAAACUCUUUUUUACUGUUCCUGCGCCG